This is a messenger RNA of Aspergillus steynii IBT 23096, 4293 nucleotides long. It is a transcript of the gene pmcA, whose product is annotated as putative P-type calcium ATPase. Gene Ontology annotation, biological process: calcium ion transmembrane transport; intracellular calcium ion homeostasis. Gene Ontology annotation, molecular function: ATP binding; ATP hydrolysis activity; P-type calcium transporter activity. Bases 1 to 4293 code for a protein of 1430 amino acids. The transcript has 3 exons. The record is from RefSeq and is a predicted model, not a curated record. Gene Ontology annotation, cellular component: intracellular membrane-bounded organelle; membrane. NCBI's taxonomy places the organism in Eukaryota, Fungi, Ascomycota, Eurotiomycetes, Eurotiales, Aspergillaceae.
AUGUCGGAUUCCAGAUCGGAUGGAGUGGAUUCCAAGCAGCCGACUCCCCUGCGACGGGAACGGGCACCCACCAUCACCAUCGACACUUCGGCCGUGACCUCGCCCGCCGACCAGACAGAUCCUCCGCCUCAGCUCUUGCCCGGCCCGGCGCAACCCUCGGUACACAUCUCCUCGGAAAAUGUCGACGCGGGCGAUACCAGUGCGCUUCUAAACAACGGCGGCGUCUCUCCCUCGGACGCGCGGUCGCCGGCAUCGAUUCGAUCAUUCACCUCGUCGGAACCCAGAGACCACGAAAGCAGACCGACCUCUCCCCACAACAUCUCCUCCCCAACGUCAAAGAUGACGGAACCCAUGUCCAACUCCAACUACCUGGCCGUGCCGGGCACCAGAUCUCGGGGGAAUUCACUCGAGUCGGAGGACACCAACCAAUCCUCGAGCUCCUACGGCGGGGACACGUACGUGCCGACAUCGUCCCAGGGGUCCCGCGCUGAUCUGGCGCACACGCUCAUUGAUGAUGAGGAAGCUCUCAAGCCCGAUCCGGGCCGGGAAGAGGAGUUCACCGUGGAGGACAACCGGUUCGCCUUUUCCCCGGGUCAGCUGAAUAAACUGUUGAACCCCAAGAGUCUCGGUGCGUUCCACGCGCUCGGCGGAAUUCAAGGGCUAGAAAAGGGACUGCGAACCAACGUCCGCAGUGGUCUGAGCUUGGAUGAGACCGGCCUGGAAGGCACUGUGAGCUUUGAAGAAGUCACCUCGCGACAACCCGAUACGCAACCGAAGUCCGAUUCGCAGGCUCCCACGCCGCCGAGCCGAACCACCACCGGCCUCUCGAAAUCCGCAGAUAGAUCAUUCACGGACCGGAAGCGCAUUUAUCGAACCAAUAAACUACCGGAAAAGAAAGCCAAAAGCAUCUUUGAGCUGGCGUGGAUCGCAUAUAACGACAAAGUUCUGAUUCUUUUGACGAUUGCGGCGAUUAUAUCCCUGGCCAUUGGAAUCUACCAAUCCAUCACGGCCAAGGGCAACGAGGCGCGAGUGCAGUGGGUUGAAGGCGUGGCUAUUCUCGUGGCGAUCGUAAUCGUCGUCGUCGUGGGAGCGGCUAAUGACUGGCAAAAAGAGCGCCAAUUCGUGAAACUGAACAAGAAGAAGGACGACCGAAUGGUCAAGGUGAUUCGCUCGGGAAGUACCAUGGAAAUCUCGGUUCAUGAUAUCCUUGUUGGGGAUGUCAUGCAUCUCGAACCCGGAGACCUGAUUCCUGUCGACGGCAUCUUCAUCGAUGGCCACAACGUUAAAUGCGACGAAUCCUCUGCCACCGGCGAGUCGGACCUGUUGCACAAAACGGCAGCCCACGAGGUUUCUCGUGCCAUCGAACACCAGGAGAAUCUUUCGAAACUAGAUCCGUUCAUCGUAUCCGGUGCCAAGGUCUCCGAGGGAGUCGGCACGUUUUUGGUCACCGCAGUUGGAGUCAAUUCAUCCUACGGCAAGACGAUGAUGUCUCUUCAGGAUGAGGGCCAGACCACCCCGCUGCAGUCUAAACUGAACAUGCUCGCCGAGUAUAUUGCGAAGCUUGGUUUGGCCGCGGGUUUGCUCCUCUUCGUCGUGCUUUUCAUCAAAUUCUUGGCCCAGUUGAAGACCAUCAAAGGUGCCGACAACAAGGGUCAGGCGUUUCUUCAGAUCUUUAUCGUUUCCGUGACUGUAAUUGUCGUUGCUGUCCCCGAAGGACUGCCUCUGGCCGUUACGCUCGCGCUUGCGUUUGCCACCACACGAAUGCUCAAGGACAACAACCUGGUGCGACUGCUUCGCGCCUGUGAGACCAUGGGUAAUGCGACCACGAUCUGCUCCGACAAAACAGGUACCCUCACGGAGAAUAAGAUGACCGCCGUUACCGCGACUUUGGGAACGACAUUGAAGUUUGGAGGCAAGUCGCGGGAAGCAUCGCCCGGCGCUUCUCCUAAUCCUAACGGUGAACCCGUUGCUAACGACCCGUCCGGCGCUCUUUCGCCCUCUGAGUUCGCUUCGAGCCUCUCCCGUCCGGUCAAGGAAUUGUUGCUCGACUCCAUUGUGCUCAAUUCAACUGCAUUCGAGGGUGAACAGGAGGGAGUGAUGACCUUCAUCGGCUCAAAGACCGAAACUGCCCUCCUGGGUUUUGCACGGACUUAUCUCGGCAUGGGAUCGCUUAGCGAGGCGCGAUCCAAUGCUACAAUGGUCCAGAUGGUGCCGUUUGACUCGGGUCGCAAGUGCAUGGCGGCCGUGUUCAAAAUGGACAAUGGCAAGUACCGUAUGCUGGUCAAAGGUGCAUCGGAGAUUCUGGCUCGCAAGUGCACGCGCGUCAUUCGUGAUCCCACGCAGGACCUGUCCGAGGCUCCGUUGUCUGAGGACGAUCGUUCGACGCUGGAUCACAUCAUGACCCUCUACGCGUCUCAGUCGCUGCGACCGAUUGGGCUGGUUUACCGUGAUUUCGAGCAGUGGCCGCCACGCGGUGCCCCGACGCAGGAGGAAGACCGCAACCUCGCCGCGUUCGACCCGAUCUUUAAGGACAUGACCAUGCUUGGUAUUUUUGGCAUCCAGGAUCCGCUUCGCCCGGGUGUCACGGAGUCCGUGCAGAAAUGCCAGAGUGCCGGUGUUUUUGUUCGAAUGGUUACGGGAGACAACAUCAUGACCGCCAAGGCUAUUGCCCAGGAGUGUGGAAUCUUUACUCCGGGAGGUGUGGCCAUUGAAGGUCCCCGGUUCCGCAAGCUGAGCAGUCGCCAGAUGACUCAAAUCAUUCCACGACUGCAGGUUCUGGCACGGUCAAGCCCCGAUGAUAAGAAGAUCCUCGUCACUCAGCUCAAGAAAAUGGGCGAAACGGUUGCGGUUACGGGAGACGGAACGAACGAUGCUCAGGCCUUGAAAACGGCCGACGUUGGUUUCUCGAUGGGAAUUUCCGGCACUGAGGUUGCCAAGGAGGCGUCGGAUAUCAUCCUGAUGGACGACAACUUCACCUCUAUCAUCAAGGCCAUGGCUUGGGGAAGGACUGUGAACGAUGCGGUCAAGAAGUUUUUGCAGUUCCAAAUCACGGUGAACAUCACUGCAGUUCUCCUCACGUUUGUCUCCGCAGUGGCCAGUAGUGACCAGGAAUCGGUGCUGACCGCAGUGCAACUGCUGUGGGUUAAUCUCAUCAUGGAUACUUUUGCUGCGCUCGCUCUAGCUACGGAUCCCCCGUCUCCCACCGUCCUCGAUCGUAAACCCGAACCGAAAUCCAGCCCGCUGAUCAGUCUGACCAUGUGGAAAAUGAUCAUCGGACAGAGUAUUUACCAACUCGCUGUGACUUUUGCCUUGAACUUCGCCCAUUUAUACGAUGGAAGAGAACAUCAAACGGUCGUGUUUAACACCUUCGUCUGGAUGCAAAUUUUCAACCAGUGGAAUUCCCGCCGCCUCGACAACAGGUUCAAUAUCUUUGACGGCAUGCUUCGCAACCGAUGGUUCCUGGGUAUUCAGCUUAUCAUUGUCGGCGGUCAAGUCUUGAUCAUUUUUGUUGGUGGAGAGGCUUUCUCCGUCGCCCGGCUGAACGGACCUCAAUGGGGAAUUGGCUUGGUCCUCGGUGCCAUUUCGCUCCCCGUUGGAGUGAUCAUUCGUCUGAUCCCCGACUUCCUGUUUGAAAAGCUGAUUCCCAGCUUUGCGCAUCGUAAGAAGCGACCCGAGCUCCUGGUAUCCGACGAAGAUCGACGGUUUGAGUGGAACCCUGCCCUGGAAGAGAUCCGCGAUCAGCUGCGAUUCCUCAAGACGGUUCGUGGAGGUCGCCUGAGACACAUCAAGCACAAGCUGCAACACCCUCAAGAGCUGCUGCCGCGAUCGCGCAGCGGUUCCCGGUCCAGAGAAAACUCGAUCCCCGGAACGCCGAAUGGCGACGGAAGCAUCACGCCGCCGCCUCCAGCUAGCCCUGAAUCACGCUCUCGACGCCGGACUCGAUCCCGAUCGAACUCGGCGUUUGGACCGGCCGCGGCCAUGGCCGGUGUCGUUGCCGGCAGUAUUGCAGGCUGGUCUCCGAUCGAGAGGGCCCCGUCCGAUGGGGAAUCCUUCAAAUUCGGCUCGAGUCCCCAUGGAGGGUUGGAUAAGCAACAGGGCAUCGAGAUUCACCCCGAAACUGCCGCCGACGACCAGAUCGUAGGCGAGUAUCUUUCGACAUCGACCACGCCGCCAAGUCAGAAUCCGGACCUUUUGCCAUUCUUUGAGCAUGCGCCUCCGGAGCGUGCGCCGUCCCACCGCAGCCGGAGAUCUACUUCUCGACUCUCUCGGUCUAGUCACCAAAGCCAGUCCUAA